ACACAAGGCUUGCGCUUCCCCUUUACUCCCACUGAACCACGGCUCUGCCUUGAUCUUCUUUUCCUGGGACGCGCAAUUUUAAUCAUCAAACCUGACCUCACAAAUCCGUUUGUAUUUUUUAUUUAUUUAUUUUUCCCCUGUGCAGUGUGAGUCGAGCCCCACACACACACACACACACACACACACACACCGCGUUAAUCCCUGGAUCCUCUGAGCAGGACGGACCGUGGUUUUUUGGGACGGUGUUGCCAGGGGGAAGACGGCGGCGGCCGGGACCUGUUGGAAAUGACAGCUGAGGAGGGCGGAUUGAAGGAUCUGCGCUCGGAUCGCGAAAACAGUGAACGCAGAAGAUAGCGAAGAGUCUCUGCCUUCGCCUCGCCACGUAGAGAGAGAGAAAAGAAAAAAAGGGGUUGCGGAGAUGGACUCUCUGAUGAGCGCGGUGACGUCGCCGCGCUCCCCGGCCCCCGCCAAGAAGCUGUCGGAGGUGGACUUCCGCUCGGGGGCCACGCUGGAGCAGCUGUCCGCGCAGGUGUCCGAGCUGGUGGUGCUGGAGCAGGGCGAGUUCGGGGACCAGACGGCGCUGGAGGUCCACACGGCCAAGGACUUCAUCUUCAACAUGCUCGGCUUGGUCCAGAAGGUCGACCAGCGCCUCCCGGUGGCCAACGAGUACCUGCUGCUUUCAGGCGGCGCCCGCGAAGGCGUGCUGGACCUCAACCCGGAGGAUCUGGGCGACUACGCCAAAGGGGCCGACUUCGACCUGGAUUUCACCCUGCUGGUGCCCGCCCUGAAGCUCCACGACCGCAACCAGCCCGUCACCCUGGACAUGAGGCACUCGCCGCCCUGCCACUCGUGGCUCAGCCUUCGCCUCUGCGACUCCAACGUCCUGUCCCGCUGGAACAUCUGCUGCCAGGAGGAGAACGGCCUUCCCGCUGAAGAAGAGGAGGAGGAAGAGGGGGAGAUGAGUAAAGGCUCUAUCCCCUCCCUGGGCUCCCCUCAGUCUCUGGACGGCUGCUAUUUCUCCCCCUCCCUGGUGACCGACUGGUUCUGGGGUGUCGUGAGCGAGGCGGUGGAGGAGCUGAGGCGCAGCCCCCAGAGAGGCAUCCCCACCCCGGAGAGGCUGGAGAGGAACGGACCCCUCACUACCAUCAUCCUCCAGGCAGGCUCCAGCCGGGUGCUGUACGACCUGCUGCCCGUGGUGUCGUUCCGCGGCUGGCCCGCCGUGGCCCAAGGCUGGCUGACCGCCAACCACUUCUGGGACGGCAAAAUCACGGAGGAGGAGGCCAUAUCCGGCUUCUACCUGCUGCCCUGCUGCUCCCCUCUGGGCGGUCGGCCCGACAGGGAGUGGAGGCUGGCGUUCUCCCGCAGCGAGGUCCAGCUGAAGAAGUGCAUCCCCUUCCCCAUGGCGCAGGCCUUCCAAGCGGCCAAGGCGGUGCUGUCUCGCGUCCUGGCCCGUCCCCGCACGGGCCUCAGCCUCUACCACCUGCGCACCCUCCUCUUCUGGGCCUGCGACCGCCUUCCCAACGCCUACCUGUCCUGCCACGACGCCGACACCCCCGGCCGCCUCCUCCUGGGCCUCCUGGACGACCUGGCCCAUUGCAUCCUGGGUAAAAACUGUCCCAACUACUUCCUGCCCCAGUGCAACAUGCUGGAGCACCUGACCGACAGCCAGGCGCUGCUGGUGGCCAGGAAGCUGGCCCACGUGCGCUCGGACCCCAGCGAGCACCUCCGGGCGGCCCUGGACCAGGCCCAGCAGGCGGGCCAGCUGAAGAAGGAGCUCGCGGGCGGCACCAACGGACACGGCUCCCCCGGGCACCAGCCGGCCAACGGCAUCAUCUCGCCGUCGGAGGACAAGCUGGCGCAGCGGCUGCAGCAGCUGGUCACGGAGAACCCCGGGAAAUCGAUAUCGGUCUUCCUCAACCCGGACGACGUCACCAGGCCGCACUUUCGCAUCGACGACAAGUUCUACUGAUCCGGGUGAUGUCUGCUGGCGUUUUAGCCGGCGGGCGCGGUCUAAAGAUAAUAAAAAAAAAAAAAAAAACGUUCCGAGAUCUCAGAUCAGAGGGAGGCUGAAAAGGCAGGCGGGCGGUUUUUCCUUUCAGAAACGCCGCGGGACGUCGACGUUCACACGCAGCCUCCCGUCGUACGUCCUGAGGCUGAACGAGAACAAUGCGACGAAGCCUUCGCCGCUUGACUGACACUUUAAAACCAAAAAAAAAGAAAAAACGAAAACGCGUUUUUUUUUCCCCCCCGACGCCGACAACUGACGUCCGAUUCGUCGCGGGCGCGAUGUCGCCGAGCUGUUGCCACGGAGACGGCCCUCUCCUAACGAGCUGGCCUUAAGGAGACUUAAUCAGCUGGUGCUGCGAGGACGAGGAGAGGAUCCACUGGAGAUGAACUCGGCGUGUCCGUGUGUGUGUGUGUGUGCACAUGUUGGCCUAAGGGUUUUAACACAUUACUCAGACUUCUGAGGGGAGAAACGCUUCGUGAUUGCUGCGUUUCUCCCCCCUGUUUUAUUUCAGAUCAGAGCUGGCGAUGGAUAAAUUAGUAAGGAAAAACAAGGUAUGGCUGAUGUAACUGAAUGUAAUCUUGUGAGGAGAACUGCCGAGUCUUUGAACAAAGAGUUUCUCUAUCAGCUCCAUUUUAGCCCCUUUUUUUAAUCCUCGCGCCUCAGUUUAUGGCGUAUGUCUCGCUCUUCUUUCUUUUUUUAAUAUUUCUCAGGUGUGCCCAACCUUUUUUUCUUUUUUUUUUUUUUGAUGUGUGCGAUUCCUUUGUAAGGUCUUUACCGACAUUUCACGUCACUCACAUUUCACGGGGUAGAGGAAUGUACCAAAGAGCUUUGUUUGGAGCCAUUUUGCUAAGAGUGUGUUUUACGUGACGUGUCCCGCCUCGACGUCUCACUUCGGGUCCGACUCAAUGAUUCAGCUGAAUGUCACAGAAUGUCAGUUUUGCCUUUUGUCCUUCGGAAAAAACUCGGUCACACCAGUUCAGGAGUUGAUUUGCACAAAUCUACGAUGUCGGGUUCAACUUUGUGAAGCCUCGCGACGCGUGAUUUCAUUUAACCUCGUCCUUUUUGGAACAGAUUCAUGCAACACGCUUCCAAACGGUUCUGAAACGAGAGUCAAUAGCACACCAAAAACCUAUGUUUUUCCCUUCUUUAAUAAAACACUUUAUUGGGUAAAAUUAUGCACAGUUAGCUAGAAUAGACCAGCGAUGCAACCGUGGUCAAUUAAUUGAUUAUCUAAUUGACAGAAAAUUAGCAGCACUUGAUUAUUGCAGCUUUUAUCAAACUAAAACACACUUUAUUGACUGAUUUUUAUUAUUUAAACUACAGUAAUUCUAUUUAGUCUUCUUUGGUUACAUAUAACAAGCUAUUUAUAUAAUUUUUUACUAUUCUUUUAAAGGGUCAGAUAUCAAAUAUUUCACCACUGUCACCAAACAAAGCAAAAUAAAAUGUGACCCACUCAUUAAAAUCAUAUAAAACAUCCAGUGUUUACAGCGCCGGGACACAGGCGACCGUUUGGUUCCUCUGAAGUGUAAAAGAACACACCUGCAGUUCACACUUACUGCCACAGGUGUCGCCAAAGACAACAAAACAAGGUCCUUUAAUACUAUGAGUGGAUUCAUUCUGCUGUACCGGUUUCUGGUGUGACUGGACAUUUACGUUGGAAAAAAAGGUUGCGAUUAAACAGGACAGGAACAAAAUAUUUAAAGAAACAUAAAAUAAAAUUGAUAAGAAGACAGUUUUAUUCCUGGUACUGUAAACCGAUGAAAGUAUUGUUACAGCAGACCGUUUUCUACGCUGUUACCCUGAACAAGAGAUUUAGUAAAGAUGGAUUUUUGGUCUAUAUUGUACCGUAGCAAGGUACUGUAAAAAAAUAAAAUAAAAUUAAAAAAAAUUCCCCCACAAAGGACCCAGAACAUGUCGCACAUCUUGUUGCACAUCGUGUGAGCACAUUUAUUCACUUACGGUUGGAGAAACCCAGUGUUUCUCAUUCGAUUUUUUAAAUUUAUUUAUUUCUUUUCCUGACACUGCUUCCGACUUGACUGAUUCUGAUAAUUGUCCCCCGUCUCCUCUGCUUGGUUGGUCUUUUUUAAUGAGCUUCAUGUGGGUGCUUCGCUAUGUGUGUGUGUGUGUGUGGUUGUGUGUUCGCUGAGAGACGAACCGCUCAGCGGGAUGCAGACAGACGCCCAGAUGCUGCCCACUGAAUUAUCCCCUCAGUGGGCGAGUGUUAGUCACUGUGCUUUAUCGAGUCAUCCACACGGGGGGAUGUGGGGAUAGAUGGAGGACGGAGGGAGACGUGUCCUCUUAUGGUCUUCUCAAAACUUGUCACCACUCCUAUGUUAGCAUUUAGCGGUUAGCAUGCUGCUGCAGAGCCACAUUUCUCGUGUCGGUUGUCUGGGUCACUUUCAGAUUUCAUGUGCUGACUACUGAAUGAUUUUUUUUAAAUUAUUACUAUUAUUAUUACUACGUCUGACUGGUUGUGCGACGUCUGUGUGAACCUGAGGGAAAGAAAAAAAACAAAGUGUGGAAUGUCAAAGCAGCGAUUGUGAGAGGAUUGUGUGUUUACAGCACCCGAUUAUCGUUACCCGAACUCUACUGAGAUUUAAAUAUAGUUUUAUUUAUUAGAACACAGAGUUAAUGUAAAGGUAAUCCUCUCUCGUUGCCCUCUUUUUUUUUUUUUUUGAGGUUUGAAAUGUCUCACUUUGUACCUUAACGGGCCUAGAUCGAGGUUACUAGACACAGGAAACAGUUUUUUCCCCCGAAUUGUACACAUGAAUUUAUUUUUUCAGUUUCUUGAUAUGCAAACAAGCCCCUCCCUCUCCCCCAGUAUGGAAAGGCCUGUCUUUUACAACUCCUGCUCUAAUUGUACAUCAACGUAGAUUUACUUUCACUAUCUACUCUCCAGGGGUUUGCAUGAAGCACAGGUGACACCUGAAACAUCUACGCUCUGUUUAAAACCGUUUCCGUUUUUCUUUUCGAUUCUGAAACUUAUUUUUUUUGUUUUUGUUUUUGUGGAUAACUAGCUGACCUAAAUGCGAUGAAUGUAUCCACCACAUCAUCUCCUCUAAUCUGCUCCCUGCUUGGGACACGAAUCGAAUCUGUUAUCUCACCAGAUGUGUUCGGCUCCUGAGGCGCCGAGCAGAUAAACAUCUGUACCCAAUCACUCCGCAAGUUUGACAAAUUGAAUUUCAUAUCUCUUCUAUUACUUGAGUUCUUCCUACUUUAUUAUUUUUUUUAAAUUAAAUAACAAGUGCGAAUUAUUUUCUGACUGAUUUGCUGUAUUUAUUACUGUUUAUUUCCUGCCGUUUAUAUUGAUCAAGCUCUUUAGCAUGAAUAAAAUCACCACAUUUGAAAUCUUA
Molecule: messenger RNA, 5361 nt
Organism: Mugil cephalus (flathead mullet)
Lineage: Eukaryota; Metazoa; Chordata; Actinopteri; Mugiliformes; Mugilidae
Gene: tmem102
Product: transmembrane protein 102
Exons: 6
Coding region: 419-1969 (516 amino acids)
Source: RefSeq, a predicted model, not a curated record